AUGAAGGCCGCCUGGACCGCAGCUGCUGCUCUGCUGCUCGCCGGCUCGACCUCUGCGUCCUCCGGCGACUGCCACUGUCUGCCCGGCGACGACUGCUGGCCCGCCGCCAGUCAAUGGGACUCGCUGAACAGCACCGUCGGUGGGCGUCUGAUCGCGACGGUGCCCGUGGGAUCUCCUUGCCACGACCCGACCUACGAUGCGACCGCCUGCGCACAGCUGAAGGAGGACUGGAAUCUCCCCCAGACCCACUAUGUUUCGUCAUCGUCGGUCAUGCAGCAGUUCUUUGCCAACAGGAGCUGCGAUCCCUUCACUGACAAGUCGAGUCCGUGUGAGCUUGGAAACUACGUGAGCUAUGCCGUUGAUGUUGCCUCGAGCGACGACGUCGUUGCCGCGAUCAAGUUUGCGCAGGAUAACAAUGUCCGCUUCGUCGUUAAGAACACCGGCCAUGACUAUCUAGGUCGUUCGACCGGUGCCGGUGCACUCUCCGUCUGGACGCACAACCUCAAGGAUAUCGAGUACGUCGACUGGGCCGAGGACUCUUAUACUGGACCCGCAUACAAGCUGGGAAGUGGCGUGCAGGGAUUUGAUGUCUUGGAGACCACCCACGCCCAGGGCCAUGUAAUUGUCGGUGGCGAGUGUCCGACAGUCGGUCUGGCAGGAGGAUAUCUCCAGGGUGGAGGACACUCGGCCCUGAGCACCAGCUUCGGUCUCGGUGCUGACCAGUCGCUGGCCUUUGAGGUCGUCACCGCUGCUGGAGAUGUUAUCACGGCCUCGCGCACGGAGAACACCGACCUCUACUGGGCCCUCAGCGGUGGCGGUGCCGGCAACUGGGCCGUCGUCCUGUCUGUUACGGUCAAGGCAUACCAGAGCGAGAUUGUCUCCGGGGCGACUGUGACCUACAGCACCAAGGACCUUUCCAAGGACGUCUUCAUUGAAGCCGUGGAUCACUUCCACCGUCUCCUCCCUGACAUGAUUGAUGCUGGCACUACGGUCAUCUACCAGAUGCUCCCUGGCUAUUUCUUGAUUAAGCCCUUGACUGCGUUCAACAUGACCAGCGCGCAGGUUAAAGAUAUUCUUGCCCCCUUCCUCUCCGAACUCGACAGCCUCAGCAUCCAGUACCAGGCCAACUAUACCCAGUACGACUCCUACUACGACCACUACCAGCAGUACAUGGGUCCCCUGCCCAACGGCAAUCUUGGAGUCGGCGAAUUCACCUACGGCGGCCGUCUCCUCCCACGAUCGGUACUGCAGUCGAACCCGACUGACUUGGCCACUGCAUUGUACGACAUCACCUCCCAGGGCGUUGUCGCAGUUGGCGUCGGCCUGAACGUCGCAAAGACCAACGACGUCGACAACGCCAUCUUCUCACACUGGCGAGAAGCCGCCGUGACGAUGCAAAUCGGGCUCAGCUACAACGACACCGCGCCGUGGUCCCAGCUGCUCGCCGAACAGCAGAAAAUGACCGAUGAGAUCAACCCGCUGCUGGAAGCCGUCACGCCCGGCGGUGGUACGUACGAGAACGAGUCGAACUUCCUGCAGCCGAACUGGAAGGAGGUCUUCUUUGGCGACAACUACUCCAAGCUCGAGGAGAUCAAGAGCAAGUGGGAUCCCAACCACGUCUUCUACGUGCUCAAGGGAGUCGGCAGCGACUACUGGAGUGUCUCUGAGGAGGGGCGCAUGUGCAGAGCCCAGAAGAGGUCUACGCCUCCUGCGUGCAGGGCUUGA
Aspergillus puulaauensis is the source of this 1725-nucleotide messenger RNA. Its product is annotated as putative isoamyl alcohol oxidase. Gene Ontology annotation, molecular function: oxidoreductase activity; FAD binding. NCBI's taxonomy places the organism in Eukaryota, Fungi, Ascomycota, Eurotiomycetes, Eurotiales, Aspergillaceae. The transcript has 3 exons. The coding region runs from base 1 to 1725 and encodes 574 amino acids. The record is from RefSeq and is a predicted model, not a curated record.